GAGAGCUUGGGUUGGCACCAUUCUUUGCCUCGGGAGCGGGGGAACAGUAUGUCGGCAGUGCUGAACCAACCAGUCGUGAUCGACAACGGCACCGGGAUCAUCAAGGCAGGCUUCGCGGGAGCAGACAAGCCGAAGGUGGUGUUUGCGAGCCAUGUGGGGAGACCGAAGCACAAGCGGGCGAUGAUCGGGGGUGCUCUGGACGGCGGCGACGUGUUUCUCGGCAAGAAGGUGGAGGAGCACCGCGGCGUGUUUCGUUUGACGCAUCCGAUGGAGCACGGGGUGGUAAAGAACUGGGCCGACAUGGAAAAAGUGUGGUCGCAUGUUUACGGUCGGGAUAACCUCAAUGUCGGGCCCGAGGAUCACGCGGUACUGCUCACGGAGGCCCCCCUAAACCCGUACAAGAACCGCCGACAGUGCGCGGAGACUUUCUUCGAAACCUUCGGCGUGCCCGCCAUGUUUUGCGCGCCUCAGGCGAUCUUGAGCCUGUACGCGUCUGGUCGAACGACGGGCGUGGUGUUGGAUUCGGGGGACGGGGUGACCCACUGCGUGCCGGUGUACGAGGGGUUCGCCGUCCGACACGCCAUCACCAGAAUCGAUGUGGCAGGAAGGGAUGUGACGGAGCGGCUACAGCUGCUUCUCCGGAGAGCUGGGCACAGCCUUCACACCUCCGCGGAAAUGGAGGUGGUGCGGCAGAUGAAGGAGGACCUGUGCUACGUAGCGUUCAACCCCUCGACGGAGGAACAAGUGAAGCAGCCCGACACCGUCUACAAGCUUCCUGACGGCCAAGCCAUUCGGGUGGGCCCCGAGCGGUACCGCGCUCCGGAGUGCCUUUUCCACCCGGAGCAGCUGGGCUCGGAGUCCAUGGGCGUGCACGAUUGCCUCCUCAAGGGCAUCAUGCGGACGGACAUGGACAUGCGCCGGACGCUGUUCGGGCAGGUGGUGCUGUCUGGCGGCAGCACCCUCUUCCCCGGCUUCGGCGACCGCCUCCUCAACGAGGUCCGGAAACAAGCGCCAAAGAACCUCAAGAUCCGCAUCACGGCACCACCGGAGCGCAAGUUCUCCACGUGGGUAGGAGGGUCCAUCCUCGCGUCCUUGGCCACCUUCAAGGACAUGUGGGUUACUCGCGCAGAGUUCAGAGAACACGGGCCUAACAUCAUGGACAGCAAGUCUCUGUAG
Molecule: messenger RNA, 1176 nt
Organism: Ectocarpus siliculosus
Lineage: Eukaryota; Phaeophyceae; Ectocarpales; Ectocarpaceae
Source: the annotation of a GenBank genome assembly